AUGGUUAAGAUAGGGCAUGAGGAUGAUGAUACCAAUCCUCAUUUUCUCAAAAAGGAUAAUGGCCCAGAUUAUGAGAUGGAUGAGAAUGUAGAUCAAGUUGAACCUGCUGAUGCUGACAUGACUGUUGAUGUUGACAUGACUGAGAAUGAAGCUGAAGAGUCUGAUAGAGGACACAAGAAGACCACCUGUAGUCAAGUGGAAAGGCCACCUAAAAUUAUUAUUAGAAAAAAAAAAUAUUUAAGACAAAUACAAGAGUCAGUAAACAUGGAAGGGGCUGGGCAAGAUAAUGUUAUGGUUGAUGAAGGUGAUCAAGAUGUUAGGGUCAAUGAAGAUGAAGUAUAUGGUGGUAAUGUAGGACAAUCAAUUAGGAGGAAAAAGUCUAAAGGAAUCCUUAAAAUGAAGGUGGCAAAAAAAGUUAAAGGUGAAGGUAGUAGUGCAUCAAAAGCAAUGAAGUUGGAUUAG
Messenger RNA from Lactuca virosa, 462 nucleotides. NCBI's taxonomy places the organism in Eukaryota, Viridiplantae, Streptophyta, Magnoliopsida, Asterales, Asteraceae. The record is from the annotation of a GenBank genome assembly.